Molecule: messenger RNA, 522 nt
Organism: Drosophila guanche
Lineage: Eukaryota; Metazoa; Arthropoda; Insecta; Diptera; Drosophilidae
Exons: 2
Coding region: 118-456 (112 amino acids)
Source: RefSeq, a predicted model, not a curated record
GGCGGAGGAUGCAGUUCCACCGUUUUACAGUUGCUGCACACACAGCAAGGUGAUCCACAAAGAAAACAGUAGACAGUAAACAACAGUCAAAGCCAACAACCGUUGCAAAGCUCAAAGAUGAAUCGCCUGUCGCUGCUAUUGCUGCUUUUCAUUGCCGGAUGUGCCGUGGCAAAGGUAUUGCCUAGUAGCACUAAUCUCAGCAUUGACCAGCAUGGACAAAGGGUGUACAAGGACCAAGUGGAUGACGACAAGUGCCACUACCACUGCACGGAAAGGGACCCCUCCGUCUGCGCCUCUAACGGACAGUGCUUGCUAAAGUUUGAGAGCCGCUGCAGCAUGGCCGCCUACAACUGCCGCAAUCCGCAGAAGCACUUCAGCCUUGUGGAAGAUCACCGCUGCACCAAAGACUGGGAGCCCAUAUGCUUGGAGUCGGAUCUCAGAGAGUUUGGGCUGUAAAGACGGCUUUGGUUAUGAGGUUGUAGUAUUAAAUCAAUAAAGAAAUGAAACUAUAUACGAAACGAA